Phascolarctos cinereus (koala) is the source of this 1835-nucleotide messenger RNA. RefSeq names its product pyruvate dehydrogenase kinase 2 (gene PDK2). Gene Ontology annotation, cellular component: mitochondrion. NCBI's taxonomy places the organism in Eukaryota, Metazoa, Chordata, Mammalia, Diprotodontia, Phascolarctidae. Gene Ontology annotation, molecular function: pyruvate dehydrogenase (acetyl-transferring) kinase activity. The record is from RefSeq and is a predicted model, not a curated record. Gene Ontology annotation, biological process: protein phosphorylation; regulation of glucose metabolic process.
AGGUGGCUGGCCCGGGCUUCGGGAGCGGGAGCUGAGCGAAGCUGGGCCCCGAAACGGGGCCGCCGCCGUCGCUGCCACUGUCGCCACAGCCACUGCUACAGUCACCGCCGCCAUGCGUUGGGUCCGGGUGCUGCUAAAGAACGCAUCCCUGGCCGGCGCGCCCAAGUACAUCGAGCACUUCAGCAAGUUUUCCCCGUCCCCGCUGUCCAUGAAGCAGUUUCUGGACUUUGGUUCUAGCAAUGCCUGCGAAAAAACUUCCUUCACCUUCCUGAGGCAGGAGCUGCCUGUGCGGCUGGCCAACAUAAUGAAGGAGAUCAAUUUGCUUCCAGACCGGGUACUAGGAACUCCAUCCGUACAGCUGGUGCAGAGUUGGUAUGUCCAAAGUCUUCUGGACAUCAUGGAGUUCCUGGACAAAGACCCUGAGGACCAUCGGACCCUGGGACAGUUCGCAGAUGCCUUGGUCACAAUCCGUAACCGGCACAAUGAUGUGGUGCCCACCAUGGCCCAGGGUGUUCUGGAGUACAAGGAAGCCUAUGGUGAUGACCCUGUCUCCAACCAGAACAUCCAGUACUUCCUGGACCGAUUUUAUCUCAGCCGCAUCUCCAUCCGAAUGCUCAUCAAUCAGCAUACAUUGAUCUUUGACGGCAGCACAAACCCUGCCCACCCCAAACAUAUUGGCAGCAUUGAUCCCAACUGUGAUGUCUCCGAGGUGGUGAAAGAUGCCUAUGAUAUGGCCAAACUCCUAUGUGACAAAUAUUAUAUGGCCUCUCCCAGCUUGGAGAUUCAAGAGAUCAAUGCCGCCAACUCCAAACAGCCCAUCCAUAUGGUCUACGUCCCCUCCCAUCUCUACCACAUGCUCUUUGAGCUCUUUAAGAAUGCCAUGCGGGCAACUGUGGAAAGCCAUGAGUCCAGCCUCACACUCCCACCCAUCAAGGUGAUGGUGGCCUUGGGUGAGGAAGAUCUAUCUAUCAAAAUGAGUGACCGGGGUGGGGGCGUUCCUUUGCGAAAGAUUGAGAGGCUCUUCAGCUACAUGUACUCCACAGCUCCCACCCCUCAGCCAGGCUCCGGGGGGACCCCUUUGGCUGGUUUUGGCUAUGGACUCCCCAUAUCCCGCCUUUAUGCCAAGUACUUCCAGGGUGACCUGCAGCUCUUCUCCAUGGAGGGCUUCGGGACUGAUGCUGUCAUCUAUCUAAAAGCCCUGUCGACAGAUUCUGUGGAACGCCUGCCCGUCUACAACAAGUCAGCAUGGCGUCACUACCAGACCAUCCAGGAGGCAGGCGACUGGUGUGUGCCAAGCACAGAGCCCAAGAACACAUCCACCUACCGAGUCAGCUAGACAGGCUGCCAGUGGAUGAGGCUUUGGGAGGGUUCCCAUUGCUGGCAAGUCCCCUCCUGGCUUCACAGUGAUGACCAUGAGGACAGAUGGAUCUCUUUAGGGACCAGUCACCCUGGUGACCUGCCCCCUCUAUCCACCACCCUAAGGGGUUAGGGGGAUGUCACUCUGAUGACCUGUCUCUGUUUCCAUGGAAACUGUGGUGAUGCCCUUUUCUACACUGACCCCCCAGAUGCCAAUUUCUGUUUCUGUAAAGACCCCUGGGGAUACUCUUCCCUUCAGACCUUCCACUCUCCCCUAACCAUCUUAAGUUGGGGGUGGGAUGGGGAAGAGUUCCCCUUGAUUACCUGACUGUUUCUAUGGCAACUGCAGUGAUGCCUUCACUACAGUAGCCCCCAGGUGCAAUCUUUGUCUCCAUAGAGUCUCCUGGGGAGACUUAGGGUGGUCUACCUGGUGACUUCCCCCUGCCACUACCCCAAGGAAAGAGGGAGGAUCUUCUUGA